Messenger RNA from Gekko japonicus, 345 nucleotides. Its product is annotated as mitochondrial inner membrane protein OXA1L-like. The annotation marks the transcript as partial. NCBI's taxonomy places the organism in Eukaryota, Metazoa, Chordata, Lepidosauria, Squamata, Gekkonidae. The record is from RefSeq and is a predicted model, not a curated record. The transcript is spliced from 3 exons.
CCUACAGGCCAUCUUCACCUACUGGAUGACCUCCAACCUGUUCUCGCUCGCCCAGGUGGUGCUGUUGCGGGUGCCCGCCGUCCGCACCCGCCUGCGCAUCCCAGAGCGGGUGCAACACGACCCCUCGGUCCUGCCGCCGCAGGAAGGCUUUUUGAAGAGCCUCAGGAAAGGGUGGAAGAACGCGCAGCUGGUUCACCAGGUGGAAGAGAGAGAACGGCGCAUGAAGAACCACUUGGAGUUGGCAGCAAAGGGGCCGUUGCGCCAGACCUUUUCCCACAAUCCUUUGCAGCAGCAUGCGCCCCCCCAAACGAAACCCCCACCACGAAAGAGACCCUGGGAAGAUAC